Messenger RNA from Cuscuta epithymum, 1913 nucleotides. The record is from the annotation of a GenBank genome assembly. Lineage: Eukaryota; Viridiplantae; Streptophyta; Magnoliopsida; Solanales; Convolvulaceae.
UCUAGUCACCCAGCCUAAUUUUAAUUUCAAAAAUAAUCUCCGCCUAAUCUCUCUAAAAAGCGGCCAAAACUGAUCUUUUUCAAAACACGAUAGGAAGCCAACCGGCCGGCCGUGUCGUGAUGGAGCUCUUCAGCGAUACGAGUCCAAGGAUGGCCGAGAAUUUUCAUCCCUCUGCACAAAAGAGAAAGGAAUCGGGAGUCCGGCAAACUGCUGCAGUUCAAGGGCUUCACGUUCCACCGUGCGAUCCCCAAUUUCAUGUGCCAGGGAGGCGAUUUCACAAGGGGAAACGAGACCGGGGGUGAGACGAUUUCACAAGGGGAAACGAGACCGGGGGUGAGACGAUCUACGGCGUCAAAGUUUGCAGACGAAAACUUCAUUCAGAAGCACGCCGGCAUCGACAUCCUCUCUAUGGAGAAUUCGGGGCCAAACACUAACAGAUCCAAUGAGUUUGACGGUUGAAUUGCUUGAUUACAAACAUAAUUUUUAUUUGGUGGAGAUUCUAUUCAGAUGUUUUAGAAAUUAAUUUACAAUGUUGGUAUUAAUAGGUUCUGAAACCAAUUUUCUGUUUACCUUCAAAUGUGCUCUGCAGUUUGAGUAUUCAAAUAGCGUAGAACUUUAAUAUGAAGAUAAAAAUAUUUAACUGUGUAUUAGGGAGUUCAUAGAGAAAACCUUGCAAAAAUCUAGAAACUAAUAGAAGUUUUGCAGAAGAUGGACUUUGUGUUCCUGUCAAAAUGUCAUCAGCAAAUGGAGUAAACAUGAUCAUGUUCUGUUCGUUGGAUUUAUGUAAUUUAAGCUUCGUACAUUAAUCUGCCUUGUUGGCUCUACAGCAGAAGUGAUUACAACCUUAUAGAGUUACAAGUGUUGCACUUUAACCUUUAGAUGCAGUACAGGUUCGUGUACCUCAAUAUGUAUUGCCAUGUUUUGCUAGGGGUUGGCUGAUGGGCAUCCACAAUAUGUCUCAUCUGAAGGAGCUUGUGGGUUGUACAAGGUGCUGGUUCCUCUAUGGAGAUGUGGGAUUCCAUAUACGGUGAUGCAGUUUUCAUGCUUUGAGACUAUUGUUGAGUUGUACACCCUAACACUCAAAGACAAGUAGCAAGCCUUUUCAACUUGGAGUUUGCUUUCCUGGUAGGUCCAUAGCUUUUCAAAGUGGGGAUUCUCGUUGCUUAGGACUUGGGAGAUAAUCUAUUUGCAAAAAUCUAGGUGGGAUGAAUAAGAAUAACUUGUUACUGGGAUGGUUUUUCAUGAUUAGUGGUAUAAUAGAUAAACUAAUUUUUUUAUGAUGAGCAUUAUUAUAAUACAUAUAUUGUUCCUACGAAUUUUUAUAGUCACUGGUUCUGGAAGAGGCUCCCAAACUUUGCUAAACUUUAUUUGCCUUCCUUUUAGUGCAUGUAUUCAACCCUUGUCAGAUUAUCUUUAAACUUUUUGCUAAUUUGCAAAAAAAAAAUGUCAUUUGAUUUGAUGCAGUUAUGAAUGUGAAAACAGAUUUAAUUGUAUAUUUGUCUCAUUACGUUUAUAUGUUUUUGUUGCUUUUUGUUUCUUUUGUAUGUUGCUUUAUGUUGUAUCGUGUUGCUUUCUGUUGUACUGUGUUGUUUUUUUUUGUUUGACAGUUAAUUAUAUAGCCAUGAAAGCUAUUCAAAUUGAUUCCACUACAAAAGUAAUUAAAGAAAGAGCUCCCAAAGUUGAAUUUGUGAAGAAGCACAAAGUGAAAUAUGGCAUCAUUGUUUUACUGGGAAAGAAGCGCUCAAUGGAUCGGUUUCCAGUUUUAGUUUUUUUAUUCACACCCCAUGUAAAUGUAUAUAUACUAAAAAUCCAAUUUAGUGGUACAUUAUUUAUUAAUGUUAUAUCAUAAGGAUAGUUCUCAUCUUGAAUGCGGGAAUGCAUAUUCAAAACUGUGAAACUUUAAUAUUGUUGCU